GCGAUGCCUAGAAGAAAUGAGAAUCUGAUGGCGGUAACCGUAUUUCCGAUCGGACGGCUGAUAUUCAAAGCUAGAAUCUUCUAGUCCCAUCUAUCGUCCCUCUCUGUUCCCGAAUAUAAAAUUCACACCGCUUCAUCCCCCCCUGCAGUUCAACGUGAAAUACAAAAGCUGGGAAAAAAAGCUCUCUGAAAAUCCAUCAAAGCUUUCCGAAUCAACAAUCCGUCGUCGUUAAGCUUACCAGAAGUAAUGGCGGGGAAAGGAGAAGGGCCGGCGAUCGGAAUCGAUCUCGGAACGACCUACUCGUGCGUCGGAGUUUGGCAGCACGAUCGCGUGGAGAUCAUCGCCAACGAUCAGGGGAACCGGACGACGCCGUCUUAUGUGGCGUUCACCGACACAGAGCGUCUCAUCGGCGACGCCGCUAAGAAUCAGGUUGCUAUGAACCCUACUAACACCGUUUUCGAUGCUAAGCGAUUGAUUGGAAGGAGAUUCUCUGAUCCAUCUGUUCAGAGCGACAUGAAGCUCUGGCCAUUCAAAGUGAUUCCUGGCCCGGGGGAUAAGCCCAUGAUUGGGGUGUCAUACAAGGGUGAGGAGAAACAGUUUGCUGCAGAGGAGAUAUCCUCAAUGGUUCUCAUUAAGAUGAGGGAGAUUGCUGAGGCUUUCCUUGGUUUGUCCGUGAAGAACGCGGUUGUGACUGUGCCUGCUUACUUCAAUGACUCCCAACGUCAAGCCACCAAAGAUGCAGGCGUGAUUGCUGGGCUUAACGUGAUGCGAAUAAUCAAUGAGCCGACCGCGGCUGCCAUUGCUUAUGGCCUUGACAAGAAGGCGUCGAGUUCGGGCGAGAAGAAUGUCCUCAUCUUUGACCUAGGCGGGGGCACUUUCGAUGUUUCCCUCCUCACGAUCGAAGAAGGGAUUUUCGAAGUGAAGGCCACAGCUGGUGACACUCAUCUUGGUGGUGAGGACUUUGAUAAUAGGAUGGUGAACCAUUUUGUUCAGGAGUUCAAGAGGAAGCACAAGAAGGAUAUCAGUGGGAACCCUAGAGCCUUGAGGAGGCUAAGGACAGCAUGUGAGAGGGCAAAGAGGACUCUUUCCUCCACAGCCCAAACAACCAUAGAGAUCGACUCCCUCUACGAGGGGAUCGACUUCUACACCACCAUUACCCGCGCCCGGUUCGAGGAGCUCAACAUGGACCUCUUUAGGAAGUGCAUGGAACCCGUCGAGAAGUGUUUGAGGGACACGAAGAUGGACAAGAGCAAAGUGGACGACAUCGUCCUCGUCGGCGGGUCCACUAGGAUCCCCAAGGUACAACAACUCUUGCAAGACUUCUUCAAUGGGAAGGAGCUCUGCAAGAGUAUCAACCCGGAUGAGGCGGUUGCCUAUGGUGCCGCAGUUCAAGCCGCGAUCUUGACCGGCGAAGGGAACGAGAAGGUCCAAGACCUUCUCCUUCUCGAUGUCACCCCGCUGUCUCUCGGCCUUGAGACAGCUGGUGGGGUCAUGACGGUUUUGAUCCCGAGAAACACGACCGUCCCUACAAAGAAGGAGCAAGUGUUCUCCACGUACUCCGACAACCAACCCGGCGUCUUGAUCCAAGUGUACGAAGGGGAGAGGACGAGGACCAAAGACAACAACCUCCUCGGCAAGUUCGAGCUCAGCGGCAUCCCCCCAGCCCCUAGGGGGGUCCCACAAAUCAACGUGGUCUUCGACAUCGACGCCAACGGCAUACUCAACGUGUCCGCGGAGGACAAGACGACCGGCCAGAAGAACAAGAUCACGAUCACGAACGACAAGGGCAGGCUGUCCAAGGAGGAGAUCGAGAAGCUGGUGCAAGAAGCCGAGAAGUACAAGUCGGAGGACGAGGAGCACAAGAAGAAGGUGGAGGCCAAGAACGCCUUGGAGAACUACGCGUACAACAUGAGGAACACAGUCAAGGACGAGAAGGUCGGCUCCAAGCUCCCCGCCGGAGACAAGAAGAAGAUCGAGGAGGCGGUGGAGCAGGCUAUUCGGUGGCUGGAUGGGAACCAGCUUGCGGAGGUGGAUGAGUUUGAGGACAAGAUGAAGGAGCUCGAGGGCAUCUGUAACCCCAUCAUUGCCAAGAUGUACCAAGCGGGUGGCGGCGUCGGCCCCGAUAUGGACACCGGGAUGGGCGACGCUGCCGCCCGUCCCGGCGGCGGUGCCGGUCCUAAGAUCGAGGAAGUUGAUUGAGUGGAUCUGAGUUUGUAACUGUGAGUGUCAUGUCUUACUGUUUUGUUUUGUAACUUUCUAGUGUUUUGUAAAAUGAGCUCGAAGUUGUAAUAAAAAGAGUGCCUUUUC
This is a messenger RNA of Cuscuta campestris, 2307 nucleotides long. NCBI's taxonomy places the organism in Eukaryota, Viridiplantae, Streptophyta, Magnoliopsida, Solanales, Convolvulaceae. The record is from the annotation of a GenBank genome assembly.